Messenger RNA from Plectropomus leopardus (leopard coralgrouper), 3765 nucleotides. It is a transcript of the gene mfsd11, whose product is annotated as major facilitator superfamily domain containing 11. NCBI's taxonomy places the organism in Eukaryota, Metazoa, Chordata, Actinopteri, Perciformes, Serranidae. The record is from RefSeq and is a predicted model, not a curated record.
CGCUUUGAACGUUUGUAAAUCGACGAUUUAAUGCUACAGGCGCAGUAAGCAAAUGAUAGCACUACAGUCAGCUGAUUCAUUCACAUGACUGCCCUCUUCCAGUUUCUGGCAAGUCCUGUCUACCGGUGCUCCAAAAGUAUUCCGUAUUUUCUCUUUUACACGACGGGAACCAACAUGUUCAAGUUAGUUUAGAAACUACACGGAGAAGAUGAAUAGUUGAUGAUAUCGGGACUUUCACAAAGAGCUAACUAUGUUACUAAUAACACCCUGAGUCCGCACAAAGAGGAGCAGCCAGAGGGGUUAGCUAAACAGCUUCAGCAUUUUUGAUGUGCUGUUCACUCCAGUAGAUUUUUAUUUUUCACUUCCUCAAGGAAUAAGCAAGUAUACUGCAAAAAUGAGUCCAGAGGGGAAAAGGCUGUUGAACAUCAUCAUCCUAGGCUUUGGAUUUAUGUUUAUGUUCACUGCUUUUCAAACGUGUGGCAAUAUAGAGCAAACUGUAAUAAAGAGCUUCAAUAACACAGAAUUCCAUGGGAGCGGAUACACAAGCAUGGCCAUAAUCUAUGGCGUUUUCUCUGCAUCCAACCUGAUUGCCCCCUCAGUGGUGACUGUAAUUGGACCACAGCUAUCCAUGUUUUUCAGUGGGCUUUUGUACAGCGGUUACAUAGCUAUGUUCAUUUACCCGUACACGUGGAGCUUCUACACAGCAUCAGUGUUGGUUGGAAUAGCAGCUGCAGUCUUGUGGACAGCUCAGGGAAAUGUGCUUGCCAUAAACUCCACUGAUACCACCAUUGGAAGAAAUAGUGGCAUAUUUUGGGCGCUGCUGCAGUUCAGCUUAUUCUUUGGAAAUCUGUACAUAUACUGUGCCUGGCAUGGACACGUUCACAUAACAGAAAAAGACCGCAAGACCGUGUUCAUCUCUCUCACGGUGAUCAGUCUGGUGGGUUGCUUCCUUUUCUUUCUGAUCCGGAAGCCUGACCCUGAACCUGCUGCUUCUGCUGAUGUGCAGGCUGAAUGCAUAGAGAGCAGCUCCACAGCAAGCCCACCUCAGCCGAGCCUCAUGUCACAAGCUCUGGAUGCUUUUGUGAAAGCAUUUAAAAUGUUCGGCACCAAAGAGAUGCUGCUGCUGAGCUUCUCCACAGGAUACACAGGCCUGGAGCUCACUUUCUACAGCGGGGUGUACGGGACGUGCAUCGGUGCCAUGACGCGGUUCGGCCAAGAUGCAAAGAGUUUAAUCGGCAUCUCUGGCAUCUGCAUCGGCAUAGGCGAGAUUUUAGGAGGAGGUGUGUUUGGGAUGCUGAACAAGUGCAGCCGCUUUGGGAGGAACCCAGUGGUGCUGCUGGGGCUCAUCACCCACUAUGUUGCUUUUUAUUUGAUUUUCCUCAACAUCGCCAGCGAUGCACCAAUAGCCCCGGAGGCAGGGACAGAUCUGAAGGCUUACAUCACCCCCAGUGUCGGCGUGGCGUUGUUCUGCAGCUUCCUGCUCGGUUUGGGUGACAGCUGCUUCAACACUCAGCUCCUCAGCAUCAUCGGCUUCACGUUCCACGACAACAGCGCCCCCGCCUUCGCCACCUUCAAGUUCAUACAGUCCAUCAUGGCCGCGCUAGCCUUCUUCUACAGUAACUACCUGCUGCUGCACUGGCAGCUGCUCAUCCUGGUCGUGGUGGGUUUUCUGGGCACCAUCACCUUCUUUUGGGCCGAGUGGAUGGCUGAGUCCAACAGGCGAGAGUCAGACUACGACAGCAUCUGACUAAUGUCUGGUGGGGAUGAGGAGCUAGAGAUGUUAAUCUCUUCACGGCUGGAAGAAUCAUCCAGCGAUGAUGAUGAUGAUGAUGAUGAUGAUGAUGAUGAUGAUGAUGAUGAACGUAUCCCAGCCUCUGCAAACAGAGGCUGACACUGUGGUAUGUUUAUUUUCUUACAACUGGUCUGUACGAAGCCUGUUAGUGGCUGCAGGAACCAAACACUGAUCUCAACAUUAAUCUGUACCUGAAUUAAAAGCCAUUAGGAGGUACUGUGUGAGCACAACAUAUACCUCAUUUCGGUUCAUUCCUGGCCUCUUUUCUUAGGUUUUGUGCGCAUACAUUCAAAAUGAAUCUGAACCAAAAAUACUUAAAUCAGACUUAUUUGAGGAAUGAUGAAUAGAGUUAAUCACAUAAAAAAUACUUAUGAUUUGAGGCCUGUUUACAGUGAUAUAAAGAGGGGUAAUUGGCCCCACUGCUAGUGCCUGUGUGAAGAGAUCAUAAGAAAUAACACUGACUUUAUCGGGAAUCAGCUGCAGGUUUUAAGACAAAAAUCUCCCCAACGGCAUGUUUUCAUUGGCUGCAGCUGCUCCAACUGCAUGAACUGACUUUACGUUUAAGUCUGGCAGCAUUCUAUAUAUUUCAUGUCACAAAGUCCCAUUAAGACCAAAAUACACAAUUAAUUAUGCGAAUCAAAGCCUGAUAUAUCUUCUUCCUUUGCGCCAUAUAGCCCUGUCAUUGUCCAAAAAAUAUCAUAGAGCCACAAUAAUGCACUGAGUUACAUACACUUUUAUUACUCUAAACACACACACUUAAGUUUAUUUUGACUAAAUUCCCCAUAUGCCAUCCUGCUGCCACAAAUAAUCACUAGAGCACCAAAUGUGGAUUAAUCCGCUGCUUAAAAUAGUCCCCAAUAAAUGCACUAUUUCCUUCUCUUUGUUUACUAAAAACUACAGAGACUGGCAGUUUAAUGCUACUUUUUUUUAAAACAUGAAACUCUAUAGUUUUGAGGUGUUUAAAUACCUUUAGUAGGAACCAAUGGGCUUAAAGCUGAACGCUACAAACAGGAAGCCAGAAUAUACAGACAGACAAACACAUUGCUAAUUUUGGUCUUUAAUGGGAUUUAAUGAAUAUAAAAAAGUAGAACAAUGCCAGCCUUAUCCUUUAAAAGUUCUUUCACUCUCUUGUGAAGUCUCUUGCACUCACAAAAGCAUGCCAUGUGCAAAAAAUUCAUUCUUGAUUACAAUGAAAUACUGACACAAUAGCCCCCCCUCCUGGGUCCACAUGUCUUUUAUAAUGCUGGGACGCUGACUGAGAUAAACUCUACAUGAAGUAGCUGUGCUGUGCAUCUAAUCCAGUCACAAGGUAAUCACAAUUUUAAAAUAAAAUUUUACGACAGAUAUUCUGCAAGUCAUUUACCUGCCGAGCCUUCUUCGGCUUUGGUCAUCUGACUUUUAUUUAAAGCCAACAUAGCAAAGUGGGAGCAAAGUAGCUAAAAGGGAAACGUUAUGAAGACACCGAACUUUUCAUAUUUUGGUUGUGAGUGUGAAAUUUUCACCCUCCAUUCCUCUGUGAUGCAGCUUUUCUUCUUUUCUCGUUCCUUCGUGAUACACUAAGUGCUAUGUAAUUGGUUUAGGUGUAAUGAGAUCCUGCUGACUCUGCAUUCCAGGAAACAUUUCAUAAUUACAAGAGGAUGACAUCGUUUAGUUCAAAUGGAAUUAACAGAGGCUGUUUGGAUUGAAAAAAACAGACCUGUUCUCUUAUUUGCUAUUUUUUUGCAACUCCUUAUAUGGAGAAUGUUUCCAGGGCAAAAAAAAAAAAAAAAGAAGAGAGACGAAGAAAUGGUAAACUGGGAGGAAUUUAACGUUUUUAUUUUUUUUUUAUUUGGCUGGCAGUUUGGCUAUAGAGGUUAAGUCAAGUUGGUCCACUGAUUUGGUUUGGAGUACAUAUCUCAUCAUUGAAAUUCGAUUUAGACAUUCAGGUUCCCCUCAGGAUGAAUUGUAAAAACUUUGGCGAUAAUGUUUAAAAA